AUGUCGCUGGAGAAGGAAAUAAAAAGCUUGAACAUUUUGAAUGAAGCGAGUGAAGACGAUUCUGAUUCCGAGAGUAAUUUGGUUCCACUAUUCGCAGAAGAUGAGAAAAAUGAAGGUGAUGAUUUCUUUGCUCUAUCAGCUGACUUUCUACAUUUCCAGAGCUCUGCUGAAACAACGCUGUGUAAUUUCAGGAGGGAAUGGAAAUCCGAAUUGGAUUCUCAGUACAAGGAAUCAAAUACGAUAUCAGUGGAAAUUAGAAGCAGGCAUGACCAGCUGCUGCACGAUGCUGCAACAAAGCUAUUCCUGGAAGGUGUGGACUGCGAGAGACGAGGCGAUAUGUGGGAAGCAGUUCGGAGAUAUAUGGGCGCUGUGCGUAUGGUUCCCGAUAUUGAAUCGAAAUUGUACAAAGAUCGUAGUUCAUCGAACUCGAUGAGAUCUAAAGACCUCCAGCGUUCUCGUUCAAGAUCUCAUUGUGGUUUUCAUGAUUUAGAAAAGAUUCUUCAUAAACGACUUGUUGAUAGAGGGAGAUUUUUUGAACCUGAAUUCCCAGAUGAGCUUUGCCCUAUGGCGCUUUUACCUGUGGAACUGCUUUCCAUACUGAUGCGAUAUAUUGUUGGGAGCGAGCUUGACGUGCACUGCCUGGAAUUGUUGUCGAUCACUUCAGCUGGAUUCUAUCUCCUUGCACGUGACGCAGAACUGUGGCAUACAAUUUGCCGUUCGACUUUUGGCGCAAAAUAUAUCAAUUCCAUGUCAUGCGCCACACUAGUCAGCUGGCGUCAAAUGUAUGUGGCAUGCCCACAUCCUUAUCUUCACGGAGUUUAUAUUGGGAAAAUGACAUAUCUACGUAAUGGAGAAGCAUCAUUUCAGGACCAAUUCUAUAGGCCUUGGCAUAUAGUUGUUUAUUAUCGGAUGCUGAAAUUUUUUGCAGACGGUACAGUGAUCAUGAUUAUCACAUCUGAAGCGCCGGCACAAAUUGUGGGACUUUUAAAAUCAAAAACCCCUCGUUUAGCGGGAGUUCUUUUUGGUCAUUAUUGGAUGCUGGGUCAAGACCGUAUAGCAGCACAGUUUCACGGCCGUAAUGAAAAAUCGCUGCAGCGAACACGACGCACCCAAAGAUCAUCUAACCAGUUCGUGCCCUAUGAAAUAGUGGAUCAAAAAUUCGAUAUGAAAUUACAUUUUGGAGAUGGAAAGAAACGACGAGCUCAUUGCGUAUUACAAAUUUUUGAAUAUAAUUGUGCAAUAACUUAUUUGGACGGUAAAGUAUCUCACAGUUGUCUGGAUACUACUGAUCGUCAGGCAUAUCCACCACUGUUUUUCAGCCGGGUGAAAAGCUAUGCUGUUCCCGAAGGAUAUGAUGAAAUUUUAGCUUAA
This is a messenger RNA of Cercopithifilaria johnstoni, 1371 nucleotides long. The record is from the annotation of a GenBank genome assembly. Lineage: Eukaryota; Metazoa; Nematoda; Chromadorea; Rhabditida; Onchocercidae.